Messenger RNA from Didymodactylos carnosus, 3159 nucleotides. NCBI's taxonomy places the organism in Eukaryota, Metazoa, Rotifera, Eurotatoria, Philodinida, Philodinidae. The record is from the annotation of a GenBank genome assembly.
AUUCUGAAUGUUUUAUCUAAACGUUUAGAAUAAAUAUGUCCAUUUUUAGUUAUAGCAAGGCUUUUUAUUAUUAACGAUGAUCGAAGCAUGGGCUUCCUGACACUUUUCAACUGAUUUAACGUAAGAUCUUCGGAAAUGAAAUCUUAUUACUUUUUCUCUCUAAUAAAUAAGCUGACUGUGAUAUUAUUUGUCGUAAUGGUCAAUUAAAAAAAGAAAGAUUGUAUAAACAUUAUACUAUGUUUUGACAAUCCACGAUGAUAAGAAUUUUCUAUCAUCUCAGAUUUUUUAAAUUUGCAUUACUGAAUGACAUAUUUUUGUCAUCAGUUUGUAAAACCAAUUCUUCAUCAAAAUCCCGAAAUCGAAUAUCCAAAGUUUGAAUUUAUUCAAUUUUUAUCAAUUGAUUGAAAUCUUUUUUGCAGUUCUACUAAUAUUGGGUUAAACAAAAGAUCAAACAAACCAUUAACGAUACCAGUACCAUGCAUUCGCUGUAUACUUCAAUUAUGAUUAGUUGGAUUAAUCACUGUUAGUCUUAAAGUGUCGAUGGUAACAUUGCUCACCAUCGCUCAACUUUCAUCUUGCGGUAUUUUGUUUAUUGUUAAAUAUCUACCUUAGAAUUAGUACUUUAUACAUUAUUUAUGUGUGCAUGUGCUUAUUAAUCACGCAUUUUUGUUCUGUUUACGAUGAAGACGUAAAAUACAGUGAAAGACUAGCAUUUUGUCGACAAAAACUAUUUUCCUUGUACACGUUCUGACUUACAAUCAAUUCAAGAACUUCACCAGUACAUAGAGAAUAUAGAUACCUGACUACAGUUAUAAACUGGUGCUCACAAGCGCUCGUUUGUCAUCAGUAUAUCACGCUUAUUAUACACGACAGAUAAUGACAAAGGUUGCGGGUUUUCUGUUUUUUACAACUUCAGAUUGAAGACAAUUUACAAAACUAACACAAAAAACAGACGAUCAAACGAGAAACUUAGAAGUAACGUUAGCAUCUAAGAGAACGAAGAGAUUACGGAAUCAUAAAUUAUAAUCUACUGUCAACUAGUACCUUCUUUUGUGUAACUCAACAAAGAAGAACAAGAAGCAAAAGUUUGUACAGAGCGAUUAUGCUGAAAAUCUAAAAAUGUUAUUCACCACAUAGCCCCCAACUAACGCGGAUAGAUUUGCGAGAGUAAAUGUAGAUGAUUCGAUGGAGUUCAAUAAUAUCGCCGAUGACAUUGUUGAGUAUGGAAUAUAUAACGCAUAAUCGGAUCGUACACUUCGUUUAAAAAGAAUUCAGGGGGAUUUCUGCUUGUUACAACUGCCGACAACAGAGAAUUUCAAAAAUCAACAACAGCAACAAUAGAUCAAAGAGAAACUGAGAAUAGAAGUUAGCAUCUCAGAAACCCGUUUUCAUUAUGCACCUUCUCAUUUACAAUAAAAUCAAAAAUUUCGAAAAUUCGUCACUGAAAUAUCUUCGUCAUAAAUAGAUUAAUCAGUCCUCCAUAUUGCUUGUGGCCAGUGCGCUUGUUGGUCUACUUGUUGCCCUGGGCGCAAUCGUCGAUCCAGUGCUAAUGGUCAUAGCACUUAUCGGACUAGUCGCUGUGAUCACACCGGCUGUUGGUCUAGUGGUAAUGGUCAUAGCAGUCGUCGGAGUAGUCCCUGCGGCCGCAACAAUCGUCGGAGUAUUGGUUAUGGUCAGAGCGGCCGUCGGUCUAGUGGUGGUGGUCACGGCGAUCGUGGAUGUAGUGGUGGUGAGCACAGCGAUCGUCAGUCUAGUGGUUAUGGUCACAGCGAUUGUCGGUGCAGUUGUUCCCGCCAUAGCAAUCAUCUGAGUAUUGGUUUCGGUCGCAGUGAUUGCCCCAGUAGCGAUCGUGGUCACAGCAAUCGUCGGAGUAUUGGUUAUGGUCAAAGCGGCCAUCGCAAUCAUCUGAGUAUUGGUUCCAGUCGCAGUGCUUGUCCGAGUAGUGGUUGUGGUCACAACAAUCGUCGGAGUAGUGACUGUGGCCGCAACGAUCGUCGGAGUAUUGGUUAUGGUCAGAGCGGCCGUCGGUCUUGUGGUAACCGUCAUAGCACUCGUCGGAGCAGUCCCUGUGGUCACAGCGAUCGUCGGUCUAGUGGUUGUGGUCACAACAAUCGUCGGAGUAUUGGUUAUGGUCAGAGUGGCCGUUGGUCUUGUGGUGGUGGUGACGGCGAUCGUCGAUGUAGCGGUUGUGGUCACAGCCAUCGUCGGUCUAGUGGUGGUGGUCACAGCGAUUGUCGGUGCAGUUGUUCCCGUCAUAGCAAUCAUCUGAGUACUGGUUCCGAUCGCAGUGAUUGUCCGAGUAGUGGUUGUGGUCACAACAAUCGUCGGAGCAGUGAUUGUGGCCGCAACGAUCGUCGGAGUAUUGGUUAUGGUCAGAGCGGCCGUCAGUCUUGUGGUAACGGACAUAGCACUCGUCGGAGCAGUCCCUGUGGUCACAGCGAUCGUCGGUCUAGUGGUUGUGGUCACAACAAUCGUCGGAUUAGUGAUUGUGGUCACAACAAUCGUCGGAGUAGUGAUUGUGGCCGCAACGAUCGUCGGAGUAUUGGGUAUGGUCAGAGCGGCCGUCGGUCUUGUGGAUGUGGUCACAACAAUCGUCGGAGUAGUGAUUGUAGCCGCAACGAUCGUCGGAGUAUUGGUUAUGGUCAGAGCGGCCGUCGGUCUUGUGGUGGUGGUGACGGGGAUCGUCGAUGUACUGGUGGUGAUUAUGGCGAUCGUCGGUCUACUGGUUGUGGUCACAGGGAUAGUUCGAGUAUUGGUGGUGAGCGCGAUCGUCGGAAUAUUGGUAAUGGUCACAGAAAUUGUCGGUGCACUUGUUCUCGUCAUAGUAAUCAUCAGAGUAUUCGUUAUGGUCAGAGCGGCCGUCGGUGUAGUGGUUAUGAUCACAGUGUGUGUCUCACUACCCUCACCAGUGUUGAUUGUGGUCACAGGGGUCGUUCUAGUAGUGGUCGGAGGGAUCGUCGCAGGAAUCGUUGGCGUACUCUGGCCAGUGUAGGUUGCGGUCACAGUGAUGGUUGGCGUGCUCUCGCUGGCGUUGGCAGUGGUCACAGUGAUGGUUGGCGUACUCUGCCCGGUGUUCGUAGCGGUCACAGCGGUAGUUGUCGUAAAUGUGGGCGACGGACUUUCUGUAGUACUGAUUGGACGAGUUCCGUUUGUCAAUAA